Molecule: messenger RNA, 798 nt
Organism: Helianthus annuus (common sunflower)
Lineage: Eukaryota; Viridiplantae; Streptophyta; Magnoliopsida; Asterales; Asteraceae
Exons: 1
Coding region: 1-798 (265 amino acids)
Source: RefSeq, a predicted model, not a curated record
AUGGUAACUCCGAGACAUAUGUCUCAACAUGGCCUUUCUCUAGCGUCUAAGUUGGCGGAUAUCGUUGAGAAUGGUACGUGGAGAUGGCCUGAUGAAUGGAGGUUAGUAUAUCCGGCUCUUUUUCAGCUAGCUCCGGUUGUUCUAGACCCGAAUCGGGAAGAUGUAGUUAUGAUUAGAAAUCCGGAUGGGAGGCUUGAUGAGUAUUCUACUAAACAAAUAUGGGAAGCCAUCAGAACUAGAGGUGCCGAUGUACCUUGGGUGGACUUUGUUUGGUCAGCAUUCAACAUCCCUAAACAUUCUUUCCUAUGUUGGUUGAUUUUAAAGAAGAAACUAUGGACUCAGGAUCGAAUGCUAACUUGGAACCACAACAUUACUCGAUCAAUGAACAUGAUAUGUUGUUUACUUUGUUAUAGUGGGGUAGAUUCUCAUGCCCAUCUAUUCUUUGAAUGUAAGUAUUCUAGUCAAGUUUGGACCGCUAUUAGAGCAAAAGGGAGCAUGCAGGCAGUAUCGGAGAAGUGGGAGGACAUAUGUCAAUGGAUGGUGCCGAAAGCUAGAUCAAAAUCGGUGCAGGUGGUGUCGAACAAACUGCUUAUUUCGGCUACGGCAUACUACGUUUGGCAGGAGCGUAACAACAGAUUUUUUAGAAAUCAGUUACGUCCUCCGGAAAAGCUGUUGGAGAUCAUAGUUCAAACUGUUAGACUGAAGCUGAUGUCGUUCAAGUUUAAGAGGAGUGCGCGAGUACAAGCGUUCUUAGAAGAUUGGAAGUUGGAAGAGGCUGAUAGAUUUGGAAAUGACUAG